Mucor velutinosus is the source of this 1590-nucleotide messenger RNA. RefSeq names its product RNA-dependent ATPase rok1 (gene ROK1). Gene Ontology annotation, cellular component: P-body. Bases 1 to 1590 code for a protein of 529 amino acids. The record is from RefSeq and is a predicted model, not a curated record. Gene Ontology annotation, biological process: deadenylation-independent decapping of nuclear-transcribed mRNA; P-body assembly. Gene Ontology annotation, molecular function: mRNA binding. The transcript is spliced from 5 exons. Lineage: Eukaryota; Fungi; Mucoromycota; Mucoromycetes; Mucorales; Mucoraceae.
AUGGCAGAAGCUUUUUUAGGGUUAAAAGUAUCAGUAUUGCUGCAAACGGGUGUGAAACUAGAAGGCACUGUAUCGCAUAUUGAACCUACAACACAGCAAAUGACAUUGAAAGAUGUAACCCUGUUCUUCUCGGGACAACCACCACACUAUACACCUGUUUAUGGCGUUGUUGGUAAGGAUAUCACAGAUCUCCAAGUGCUAGCAGCAGCAGUACCUACUAGUCAGCCUCAGCAAUCACCCACUGUCAAUCCCAACAUGAUCCAAUCUCUGGAUAACCAUCUACUUGAGAAUUUACCCCCACCUAUUCCUCAACAACAACAACAACAGCAAUACUCUGAAAAGAUAUUGACGCCAGUAAAGUCUGUAUCGAAAAACCGAAAGUCCAGGCAACCACAGCCAUCGGCAUCACAGCAGCCAUCGCAGCAAGCGUAUCGUAAACGAAAUUCAGACGGCUGGGCUGGUGAAGAUGUGGACAUCUUUAGAGAGGAAGAAUUUGAUUUCCAAAAGAAUUUAGACAUGUUUGAUAAGGCCAAGGUGUUUGCUGAGAUUAGAGAAUCGGACAAGACAGCACCAGAAGAGCUACUUGUUACUCUGAAUAGAUUACCACAGAAGAAGGUCAACUUGUUACCCACCGAGAACGUGCUGGAGGUAGAGCGAAACGUGUACCAUGAAGAUGAGGAGGAGGAAGAAGAGUACGACGAUGAUGAUGAGGGUGAAUUUGGCGAUGAAAGCGACGACGACUCUCAAACGCCUGAUGAGUUUGCAAGGAGAAUCAAGAGGAAAUCUCUACCACUCAAGAGAUUAAGCAAUAACAACAGCAAGACGACCAGCAUUGUCACUGCAGUAGGAGGCAUUGCAUGUCCUUCGGUGUCUCCCCUUCAAAUGGCGCACGUAGAACAUGAAUGCGUCCAGGUAUCGGACUCUUUUGGAGAACUGGCUAUUGAGAAUGGCGGUCGAGGUACAUCUCUUUUAGCUCUACAAGUGCUGAGCAAGAUGGAUGUUGUAUCUCCUUCUGUUGUGAUUUUAGCAGGCAACAACAAGAACGGUGCAUUAGGUCUGGUAGCUGCUCGUCACUUGGUCAAUCAUGGAUGUCUGGUGACAGUCUGUAUCACUGCCAACAAGGAAAACCUAUGCAACGCUGUGAUGAGAUAUGAGGCUAUGGCAAGUCGCUUUGGUGUUGUCGUUACGUAUACUGUCACGGAUUUAGGUGAAUCGGAUCUAGUGGUGGACGCUAUAUUGGGUGUGGAUGACAAGCUGAUAGACAUUCAGGAUCAAUCUACUUUUGAUAUUGUGUGUAACACGAUUGAGUGGGCCAACAGGCAACCCAAGCCCGUGCUCUCUAUCGAUUUUCCUAGUGGCAUCGAUGCAAGCACAGGCAUCCCUCAUCACCCUGACUAUACCAUUCACCCCAAAUGGACUAUUUGUCUCGGUGCGCCAAAGACAGGCUGCAAGUCAUCGAACAUUACGGGCGAUCUGUACUUGGUGGAUGUGGGUGUACCUCGAUUGUGUUGGAAGCGAGUGGGUAUCAAGGGAAAUACGAUACCUUGGGGUGCUGACUUUUUAGUGGCAUUGCAGUAUGACACGGCUUGA